Molecule: messenger RNA, 2110 nt
Organism: Pichia membranifaciens NRRL Y-2026
Lineage: Eukaryota; Fungi; Ascomycota; Pichiomycetes; Pichiales; Pichiaceae
Exons: 1
Coding region: 66-2024 (652 amino acids)
Biological process (GO): protein N-linked glycosylation; cell wall mannoprotein biosynthetic process
Cellular component (GO): Golgi apparatus; membrane
Molecular function (GO): alpha-1,2-mannosyltransferase activity
Source: RefSeq, a predicted model, not a curated record
AGUGCCUUUUUUGCCUCUUGCAAACUGUAUCCCUUCUUCCCGGCACCUUCUGCAUCUGGUGAGCAAUGCUGAGAUCAAUUUUCUGGAAACCAGUUUCGAACAAGUCUUUCCUUCAUCGAGUAAAAUCGAAGCUCCAAAUCUUUAUAAACUACAACAUAAAUAUUCCUUCGAAAUUCCUUUUCUUCAGAACACUCAGAUUAUGGAAACUCAUUUUGUUUAUUCUUACAAUUUCGCUAACGAUACAGUCAUACAUCUAUGUCAAUCGAAGGAUACAACCGCUGAAUAUAGAUUACUCAGUUUUGCAGAAUCCAAAAUACUUCAAAAGCUAUGACGAAAAAUUUCAAGGAAGCAUGCUACAGAAAUGCCCCAUCAGUGAGCGGACGUUCAAAUCUACCAUCGACGACGUCUUCCAAUAUGGAUGCAGAGAUCCACUGGUGGAAGCAAAGAAGCCAAGGGCUAAUGCCGCCUUUGUUGUUUUGGCGAGAAACUCAGAGAUUGAUGGAGUAAUCCUCAGUAUGCGAUCCCUAGAGCGGAGAUUUAACCAAUGGUUCAACUAUCCGUGGAUAUUUCUCAAUGACGAGCCUUUUACCGACGAAUUUAUAGAAAGAGUAGAAGAAGUAGCAAGCGGAGAUUUUGAAUUCGGGGUUAUACCCGGGGAUAGAUGGAGGUUCAAGGACCAACCAGUACCACAACAAACGGAGAAGAAUAGUCAAAAAGGCAAACAAGAAGGGAAAAAAAAAGCAGGGAAACGCCAAAAGAAAGAGCCACAAACCAAUAUAAAAGAGUCUUUUGAUACCAUCUUUUUCAAUGAAGCCGUGGAGAGUCAGGGAGAUAGAGGUAUAAUGUAUGGUAAUAUGCCCUCAUAUCACAGCAUGUGUAGAUUCUAUUCCGGCUAUUUCUUUGAACAUCCUUUGGUGAAAAAGCUAGACUGGUACUGGAGAGUGGAACCUGAAGUUGACUUCUAUUGUGAUCUUACAUACGACCCGUUCAUUGAAAUGGAAAAGCAUGGGAAAAAAUACGGUUACACUAUUGCAAUAAAGGAAUUGGUCGACACAGUACCAAACUUGUUCAGAUUCACAAAAAAAUUCAUCAAGGAUUAUGACAUGAAUUUACCAGACACCUGGAAUUUUUUUACCAAAAACCAUAAAUUUUAUAAAGGUGAGAACGAGGAAAACUAUGAAGAUGUCAAAAAUAUGAAUGACUUUUUAAACAAAGUUAAGAAAAAUACUAUUUACAACUAUUCUAAGAUUCACUUGAACAAGAAAAGUGAAGGGUCUUUUGGCUCAACUGAAAUGCAACUUCUUAGAUCACUCAUUAACCACAGCAAAAUAAAUGGGCUAAAUCUAGCGGUAGAAGAAAAGUAUGAAAACGAGGAGUUCAACAUGUGUCAUUUUUGGUCAAAUUUCGAAAUCGCUUCAAACUCUCUAUUCACCUCUCCAGAGUAUAGAGCUUAUUAUGACUUUUUGGAGAAUUCAAAGGGUUUUUUCACUGAACGUUGGGGUGAUGCUCCAGUUCAUUCAUUAGCUGUAGGCUUGUUCUUGAACCUGUCAGAAAUACAUUACUUCAGAGAUAUCGGCUAUAAACAUUCCACGUUGGGUCACUGUCCCUACAAUUCUCCGAAUCAGUUACCUUACAAAUCCGGUCCUAAGUUUAAGCAUCAGGUCUUGCCUCAAGACGAAAUAUACUAUGCCGAUUAUGAUCCCCCUGUUACUGAUCUCAAUCUUGCUGAAAAUUUAGGACCUAGUGGUUGUAGAUGCAGAUGUCCAUCCGGUCAUCGAGAAAUCGAGAAUUCCGGUGGCUCAUGUUCGGCUUUGUGGCUGAAACUAACGAGUGAUGAGUUUGUAAAUGGUGAACAGGAUGAGCAUUUCAUUGGCGGAUUGGGUGUUUACAAAACUUUAGAUUUGGACAAAAUAGAAUCAACAGCUUUAGUUUGGCUAGCCGAAUGGCUUGCGGGCGGUCAGAAUAUUAACAAAUGGGAGUUCACCGAAAAGCAGAAGGAUGCAUUGAGUAUCAUGUAUAUUUGAUAGAGUGUACUCAGUGGUAAUUGCACAUAAUAUUUUGUAGCCAUGUAUAAAAUUUGGGUCGAUAAUUUUCUUAAUAUGCUUUCGUA